Messenger RNA from Galdieria sulphuraria, 795 nucleotides. Its product is annotated as zinc finger (C3HC4-type RING finger) family protein. Gene Ontology annotation, cellular component: cytoplasm. Gene Ontology annotation, biological process: protein polyubiquitination. Gene Ontology annotation, molecular function: zinc ion binding; ubiquitin protein ligase activity. NCBI's taxonomy places the organism in Eukaryota, Rhodophyta, Bangiophyceae, Galdieriales, Galdieriaceae. The transcript is spliced from 4 exons. The record is from RefSeq and is a predicted model, not a curated record. Bases 170 to 766 code for a protein of 198 amino acids.
UAUCCAUUCUUAAUUGCUUUGACCAUAAACGGAGCUCCUUUUUUGCAUGAAUUACCUGUCGCAGCUGUGUUUUUAGCUCGCAAUAUUGUGUACAGAGUGGCAUCCUUUCAAAUAUUUCCAAUACUAGAGUGCUUUUUGUGUCUUUAGAUAUUGCAUAGCUUUCUUCAACAUGGACUUGGAGAACACCUUGAUAGCUUUACCCCAGAAGACCAUCUCAGGUACCUGCAGAAUUUGUCUGCAAGAGAGCUUCUUGCCAGAUUCAGACCUCAUAGAGCCUUGUAGUUGUAAAGGCAGUCUUCGGUUUGUUCAUCAGCACUGUCUGGCACAGUGGAUACGCUGUGCUCUGUUGACGAUGAACAACUUGAUGGGUAGAUGUUCUGUCAUCGUUGAAGCCUUAGGUUUUUCUUUUUCUUGUACAGGUCUACGUGUUCACUGUGAACUUUGUGGUACGCCUUAUCGUCUGCAUAAAAUAAGAAGCAGGGCAUUUAUGAGAGCCCUGUUCCUAUUAUUCAUGUUCAUUGUUGCCGUAGUAGGAUUGGGAUACUUAAUGAAAACAGCUUUGUGGCUCUCAGGAAUUGUUCCCGUCACAGCUUCAUUCAUUACAGUUGAUUUCGUGCACCUUUACUUUGGACUAUACUUGCUGUUUUUGGGUUACUGGCUUUAUCAGUGGACUGUUUUUUAUGUAUUGCCCAUACGAUGGACUCCAAACACAAUCCUAUCCACAGAAUGUCCUUGGAAUGAUCAGUAUACCGUAUCCUUAACAUAAAAAAAGCAUUUCUUUUCUUUAUUCAAAAG